AUGGCGAAAUGUAAGAAGCAAACGUUGUUUUCAUGGCAGCAGAAAGAAGGACACGCAUAUUGUGCCAGGUACGGAAGAGCUUGUGUGACGCUGGAGCGGAGUAGUCCUGGGGAUCUGCCGUCGCACAAGAUAAGCCACGGCGAUAUUGUCGGGAUCUUCGAUCAGGGCAGCCGUCCCCUUUCGAAGGCGGUGCCCUUGGCAUCGGCUGUAGCCACGCGGAUACGGCCUGGAACCAUUCAGCUGGCAUUUGAUACAGAUGUGCCAGUUGAAGUGCUUGACGGGCGCACCUUGAACCUGGCCCUGGUGUCCUCAGAUGUCACUUUGAAGCGCUACAAAGAGGCGUUGGAUAUGCUCAAAGGCGGUGCUCGCAACAGUCCGGCUUCAGCACUCGUAGGGGUCUGCUUCGGCGACUCGAAGCCGCGCUUCUACGAGGCGAAGUCCGAGUCCUGCGCUCGUGCAGAUGCCAUCGACUGCACCUUCCUGGCCAAUGCUACCAACCAGUUGAACGAACCGCAGCAGGCUGCAGUGGUGAAGGCCUUGCGUGCAGCUGACGCUGCCGUCAUCCAUGGGCCGCCAGGAACAGGCAAAACCACCACCCUGGUGUCGUACAUCCUGGAGGCCGUCUACCGUAAGCAGCGCCUAUUGGUGACGGCGCCUUCCAAUGUGGCGGUGGACAACCUCCUGGAGCGCCUUGCGGAUGCGGGAUGCAGGUCUCUGGUCCGUGCCUGGCAGCAGGAGAACAUCCAGCAUUUCACCAUGGACAACGUCGUCUACGCCUCAGACCAAGCGGAGUUGUGCCGGGACAUCAAGAAGGAUCCGGCGCAGGGGUGCUUCAACAUGGUGGAAUUGAUUUCUUAA
This is a messenger RNA of Symbiodinium pilosum, 858 nucleotides long. The record is from the annotation of a GenBank genome assembly. NCBI's taxonomy places the organism in Eukaryota, Dinophyceae, Suessiales, Symbiodiniaceae.